Molecule: messenger RNA, 2855 nt
Organism: Acinonyx jubatus (cheetah)
Lineage: Eukaryota; Metazoa; Chordata; Mammalia; Carnivora; Felidae
Gene: LYAR
Product: Ly1 antibody reactive
Exons: 9
Coding region: 1514-2668 (384 amino acids)
Biological process (GO): rRNA processing; negative regulation of transcription by RNA polymerase II
Cellular component (GO): nucleolus
Molecular function (GO): DNA binding
Source: RefSeq, a predicted model, not a curated record
GAGGGGACUGGGUGUAAUAGCAUUGGUGGGCAAAUCAGUAGGUCACAGCAAAUACCCAAAUUACCAUUGGGUAAGGACGAAUCUUUCCUAUCUUAUUUUUCACACAAUGCUCCAAGGUAGAUAUUAGACCCAUUUUAUAGAUGAACAGAAUCUAGGAAGUUAGGAAACCUGAGGUCACUUUUCAGUGAGUUCAUUUUUCUGAACGAGCUCAGGCUCCAGUUCAUCUCUCUGGCCCUGACUCUACCAAACAUUCAACAGAACGUGGCCACCAUCCUGAUAAGGGAGCUGAGGUGCCCCAAGUCCCUCACAAGUCCGCGUGCCCUUGUUGUCGCUGCCUGCUACUCCUCCGGUCCGCAUCCGUUUCCAGCACCUGACAUCCUCAGCUGUGACCCCAGUGGUAACCUUGCCCAGUGUGUGAGGAUCUGGGAGUCCUUAUGGUGCAGGAUGGAAGGUCAUUUGUGGAGCCUUUGAUUUUUUUUUCUUUCUUUUUGGAUGAGGGUCUCAAGGUCCCAUGUGCCCAGUAACAGCCAAGCAAAUGGCCAAAGACGCUGACAAGUCCGACAGGCCGGGCAGAAGCUUUGGGCUUGUCUCGGGCUACCUCUGCCGCCUCCCGUGUCUCUGGCCUGAUCACUUAGCCUCUCUGAGCCUCAGUUUUCGGUCACAGAUGUUGGGGUGGUGGUACGAUCAGACCUGUUCUGGAGGUGUUGGGUACAGUUGUGGCUGUAAAUGUGAAAUGAUCAUAUUCUGUAAUUUGUCAUCUUUCUCUUGGGUUCUGGCAUGUGCUGAGAGCUCAGUAAAUUGACCAGAGAGAGGAACAGAAAGCCAGAAGCACACCCAGGGCCCUGCCCCCUUGGGGAAGGCACCCAGGUAUAUGCACAUGCUGACGCAUACUUGGCAUUGACCACAGGUCUGCUGAAAUGAAUUACAGUGACUUACCUGGGGUGAGAACCUGAGAACGCUCGCAACCAGUCCGGGAACACUGCCUUCUCUUCGUGUGUCCACAUUUCUAGAAGGAAGAGCACCGAGAAUCUCUGUACUGGGACCUGGCCUUGGGCAUAGUGCGCAGGAGAGCCAGACAGGGAAAAAGGGACUCUUAUUUAGGUCCGGCCCCCAUGAAGCAAGCCAUCUCUUCACACUUGGGGCUAAACAUUGAAAUACAUAAUAACCGAGCCCUGCGGAUAAGGUGUCCUAACCGUCUUAAUGCAGCUUGUCUGGCUUUCCAAAUUUCCAAAGUAUAAAUGUUACAAAUUUAGCAAAAACGCCAUUUGAAAGUUGACUUAAACUUCUUUCACAUUUAUUUAGUUUUGUGAAGUUUGAAAGUAAUUUUUUGUCUUCGGCGGUGAUUGCUGUCUUCAGUUAGAGGGCCGGAAUUUUCAGAAGGCCUCUUUUUGUAAGUUCGUGGCACUUAACUGCUGCUGAGAUUGUUAAGCGCAGGCAGACUUGGGACACCCUGGCUGCCAUGCAGGGUUCUAAACCUAACUUGGAUCGAGAAUACUUAACCAUUUAGCUAAAAAUGGUAUUUUUUACAUGCAAUGCAUGUGGCGAAUCUGUGAAGAAAGUGCAAGUAGAAAAGCACGUGGCCGUUUGCCGAAACUGUGAGUGCCUGUCUUGUAUUGACUGCGGUAAAGAUUUCUGGGGUGACGACUACAAAAACCACGUGAAGUGCAUCAGUGAAGAACAGAAGUAUGGUGGCAAAGGUUACGAAGGUAAAACCCACAAAGGCGAUAUUAAGCAGCAGGCAUGGAUCCAGAAAAUUAAUGAAUUAAUAAAAAGACCCAACGUGAGCCCCAAAGUGAGGGAACUUUUAGAGCAAAUUAGUGGUUUUGACAACGUUCCCAGGAAAAAGGCGAAAUUUCAGAACUGGAUGAAGAACAGUUUAAAAGUUCAUAAUGAGUCCAUUCUGGAGCAGGUGUGGAGUAUCUUUUCUGAAGCUUCUGGCAACGAACCGGUCAGUAAGGGGCAGGACCGACAGCCACUCAAGCAAGGGGCCAACCCGCCCGGCGUAGAACUUUCCACAAAGGUUCCAGCUUCCCACACAAGUGACCCCCCAGAAAAGCAAGCAGAGGUGAAGAAGAAUAAAAGAGAAAGGAAGGAAGAAAGGCAGAAGAAUAGAAAAAAAGAGAAGAAAGAACUAAAAUUAGAAGGCCACCAGGAGAAUUCAAGGGGUCAGAAGCCUAAGAAGCGCAAAACAGGGCAAGAGCAAGAGGCCGAUCAGGAGGCUGGAGGGGAGGCCCCGGGCUCUGCAGGGAAGAAGAGCCAGAGCAAGGGGGGCAAGGCCAAGGGGACGGUGGACGGAGCCAGAGACGCCAAGGAGGAGCCGACGAAGCCGCCGCCUGGGAAGAGAAAGAAGCACGCGGACGAUGAAGCAGAUACCAAGAAGAAAAAGAGGAAGCUCUCAGGACAUUCUGAGGGUGGAGAACCGGAAAACCAUGGGGCUCCUGCAAAAGGUAAAUUCAACUGGAAGGGAACUAUUAAAGCAGUUCUGAAACAGGCCCCGGACAACGAAGUAGCAAUCAAAAAGCUAAGGAAAAAGGUUUUAGCUCAGUAUUACGCGGUGACAGAGGAACACCACAGAUCGGAAGAGGAGCUCCUGACCAUCUUUAACAAGAAGAUCAGCAAGAACCCCACCUUCAAGUUAGUAAAGGACAAAGUCAAGCUUUUGAAAUGAACGUUUUUCUACUUAAAAAUUGAAUCCAUUCUGUUGAUUUUUUUUCACUGCUGUUUCUAAAACAUGUAAUGAGUUACAACAACUCCAAUACUGCUUUUUCAAAGCUGUAUUUUUAAGUUACAGAAAAAGUCUAUUUUUGGUAGAACUUUUAUGAGAAAAUAAAAUAUAUUCUUAUCCAAAAUUCAAA